GAAAAAAUAUUUUUACACCAGGAAAAUCACCACUGAAAGCGGACAAGCAUAAUAGAUUACAAGAUCAACAUUGCUACACACCAUUGGUUAUUACAAACAGCGAUCGGUUAUGUUAGUGAAUUUUGCCUAUUCAAGCAGAUGAAAUCAACGAUCGAUUAAGGAAAAGAUGAAAUCAUCAGAUGAAAUUGGCACUUGCAUUCAGCAUGGGCGUUGGUUGGUCGUUGGCAUUUGCAUGGACACUUGCAUUGGCGUUUGCAUUGGCGUUUGCAUUGGCGUUAUUGAGCAACCGCUGAUACUUCAAACUGAAGCCAGAAAAGUGGUGCUGCCAUGGUGGGGGCGUUAUAUGCAAGUAGGACCCUACCCACCGAUUGCCCCGAUUGCACAACAAGUAGACAUUGUUAGAGCGCCCGGGUGUACUGGUGUCCUGGGGAGAGUAACAAACCGCGAGGACCGGCGUCGGUAAAUUCUGCUCGCAAAUAAUCGCGCAGCGAGAUCUAGAGUCGGCUAAUAG
This is a messenger RNA of Hyphopichia burtonii NRRL Y-1933, 511 nucleotides long. RefSeq lists its product as uncharacterized. The transcript has a single exon. NCBI's taxonomy places the organism in Eukaryota, Fungi, Ascomycota, Pichiomycetes, Serinales, Debaryomycetaceae. The record is from RefSeq and is a predicted model, not a curated record. Bases 167 to 463 code for a protein of 98 amino acids.